UUGCUGAAGAUCCGGCUUCAGCAUAAGAAGUCAAUACCUGUUAACAGAAGAAGCCCAAACAGAGCAUUUUCUUGGAAUUUUGGAAGUCUGUGAGAUGUGGAACGUUGAAAUCAUCUCCCUAGAAACCAUCAAGCCAUCUUCUCCAACUCCACAGCACCUUUGCAGACUCCAGCUAUCCUUGCUAGACCAGCUCAGCCCUAGGAUCUACAUCCGCCUUGUUCUCUUCUACUCCAAAAAUGACAGCAGCCCAGUUCAGAAAUCUCACCAACUGAAGAAAUCUCUAUCAGAAACCUUAACUCGCUUCUACCCGCUAGCUGGACGGAUAGAAGGAAACAGCUCGGUUGAGUGCAAUGACAUGGGUGUCGAUUUCGUAGAAGCCCGAGUCGACGGUCAGCUCUCAGCGUUCCUCCAGAUGCCCGAUAUCGAGAAAAUCACUCAGUUUCUCCCAUGUGAUGCAACUCGCACGAGGUCAGGUAGAGACACGCUCCUGGCAAUCCAAGCCAAUGUUUUCGACUGCGGCGGACUGGCGAUCGGUGUGGGUAUUUCACACAAGAUCUCUGAUGGAGCUUCAUGUUUCACAUUCCUCAACGGAUGGGCAGCUACUUCACGUGGGGCAGAUGAAGCCAUGGGCCCCACUUUCAACUCCGCCUCACUCUUCCCGCCGAGGGAAGUGCCAAUAUCCGCCGAUAGCUCUAUAAUCACAGUAGAAGAGAAUCUUGUAACGAAGAGGUUUGUUUUCGAUGGAUCAAAGAUCGCCGCUCUAAUAACUAGAGCUAGCAAUGCUGUGGGGCCGACGCGUGUGGAGGCGGUCUCGGUGCUCAUCUGGCGGUCCAUCAUGCGGGCUCGAGGAGAAGUGGGGUCCACAAGGGCAUCCGCAGCGUUGCAGGCUGUAUGCCUGCGUAGAAGGAUGGUCCCACCAUUGCCUGAUAAUUCCUUUGGUAAUAUCGUAUCAGGUGCAAUUUCAUCAGUGGUGGUUGAAAAGUACAAUGGAGACAUGCAACACUACUUAGAAGGCCAGAUGAGGGAUGCAAUAAGGAAAGUAGAUGGUAAUCAUAUUAGAAGAUUGCAAGGGCCAGGUGGGCCCCAAGAGUCUCAAGGGCCUUUCAGAGCUCUAGGUGAGAAGUAUUCUCAUUGUGGUCUGGAUCUAUGCAUCUUCAGCAGUUGGUGUAGAUUUCCAAUCUAUGAAGUGGAUUUUGGGUGGGGAAGGCCUAUUUGGGUCAGUCAAGGACGCAAUCAUAUCAGAAAUAGCACUGUUUUGAUGGGGACAAGAUCAGAUGAUGGAAUAGAGGCUUUCAUUUGCAUGGAGGAGGCAGAGAUGUCUCGAUUCCAACAUGAUCAAGAACUCCUUUCCUUUGCUUCCAUUCCCACCGUUGGAUUUCCUUGAAUUUAUUGUCCUUUGAUGGGCAUCAUAGAAGG
Molecule: messenger RNA, 1416 nt
Organism: Magnolia sinica
Lineage: Eukaryota; Viridiplantae; Streptophyta; Magnoliopsida; Magnoliales; Magnoliaceae
Product: vinorine synthase-like
Exons: 1
Coding region: 95-1384 (429 amino acids)
Source: RefSeq, a predicted model, not a curated record